Molecule: messenger RNA, 1020 nt
Organism: Fragaria vesca subsp. vesca
Lineage: Eukaryota; Viridiplantae; Streptophyta; Magnoliopsida; Rosales; Rosaceae
Product: flavonol synthase/flavanone 3-hydroxylase-like
Exons: 3
Coding region: 1-1020 (339 amino acids)
Source: RefSeq, a predicted model, not a curated record
AUGGCAUCCUACCAGAUGGCCAAUGACAUCAACUCUCUUUCCCUUUCCCCAAAUUUCAUUCUCCCAGAGAAUCACAGGCCACACCUCACUCAGGUUUCAACUUUGGAUUCAAUACCUAUCAUCGACUUGAAUGACACUGACACCAUCAAUUUGGUUCAGAAGAUAUCACAAGCUUCUGAGGUCUAUGGCUUUUUCCAGAUCAUCAACCAUGGAGUACCUGAGGAGUUAUGCAAUAGAAUGAUGACUGCUUAUACCCAAUUCUUCAAACUUCCUGCUGAAGAAAAGGCACAGUACUUCACUACAGAUCACACCAAACAGGUUAAGCUUUUCAACUAUUUCCUCAAGAUUCAAGGUCAAGAAAAGGUCACCAUGUGGAGCGAAACCUUUUCCCAUUUUUGGCAUCCCACCAAUCUGUUACCUGAAAAUCCUCCCCAAUACCGUGAGGUUUUUAUUGAAUAUGCAAAAGAGAUUGGUACAUUGAUGAAUAGGCUAUUGGAAUUGCUCUCCCACGGACUUGGCCUGGAGAAAGAUUGCUUGCAUAAGAAGCUGGGUGAGAAUCCCACUCUAAAAGCUCAAGCAAACUACUACCCACCAUGUCCUGACCCUGAGCUCACACUCGGACUGGCUGUUCAUACUGAUCUCAAUGCACUCACUGUGCUUAGGCAAACAGAGGGAGUGAAGGGCCUUCAAGUCAUCAAAGAUGGGAAAUGGGUUGGUGUUGAUCCCCUCUCCAAUGCAUUUGUUAUCAACCUUGGUGAUCAAAUUCAGGUUCUAAGCAAUGGAAGGUAUAAGAGUGUGCACCAUAGGGCAGUAACCAAUAAAACUCGGCCAAGGUUAUCAAUAGCAAUGUUCUAUGGACCCAACAAGGACACACAGAUUGGUCCAAUUGAGGAAUUGAUAGAUGAGGAACACCCUCCAUUGUAUAGAAGCUAUCACUAUGCAGAGUUUCUUGAAGAAUUCUUCAGGCAAGAAGGUACAAGAAGGCUGGUGAAGGAAGUCUUUGAGUUGCACCACAAUUAA